Messenger RNA from Limulus polyphemus (Atlantic horseshoe crab), 492 nucleotides. RefSeq names its product T-box transcription factor TBX3-like. The record is from RefSeq and is a predicted model, not a curated record. Gene Ontology annotation, cellular component: nucleus. Lineage: Eukaryota; Metazoa; Arthropoda; Merostomata; Xiphosura; Limulidae. Gene Ontology annotation, molecular function: DNA-binding transcription factor activity, RNA polymerase II-specific; RNA polymerase II cis-regulatory region sequence-specific DNA binding. Gene Ontology annotation, biological process: positive regulation of DNA-templated transcription; cell fate specification; regulation of transcription by RNA polymerase II. The transcript is spliced from 3 exons. The annotation marks the transcript as partial.
GAGAAUGUUUCCUCCCUUCAAAGUCCGAGUGUCCGGAAUGGACAAGAAAGCUAAGUACAUCAUGUUGAUGGACAUUGUGGCAGCUGACGACUGCAGGUACAAGUUCCACAACAGUUCUUGGACAGUGGCUGGCAAGGCUGACCCGGAAAUGCCCAAAAGGAUGUACAUCCACCCAGACUCGCCCAACACUGGGGAACAGUGGAUGCAGAAGGAGGUGUCCUUCCACAAACUCAAACUCUCCAACAAUGUUUGUGGACAGCACGGAUCGACGGUCCUCAACUCCAUGCACAAAUACCAACCCAGGUUCCAUCUUGUACGGGCGAACGACAUCCUCAAGCUUCCAUACAGUACGUUCCGUACCUAUGCAUUCAAGGAGACACAGUUUAUCGCUGUUACCGCCUACCAGAAUAAAAAGAUAACCAAGCUGAAGAUUGAUUAUAACCCGUUUGCUAAAGGAUUUCGAGAAAUGCGUAAUCCAAAAGAAGACAGGAA